AUGAAUUGAUUGGUAUAAGACCAUCAUUGAAAACCUGGAAGCACUGAAUAGCCGUUUUGUUCUAUUGUACAUCUUCUCAGCAGUGUACAUUCACAAUUCCGCUCAUGGGAUUCAAAUCCAUGUCGUCUAGUCUGACGUACGAAUGCUUAACCUCUAGAUCAUUGAAUCCGCUGAGGAUUCCUACAAUAGUGGUCUAAUAUUAAUUAGUUCAUGAAUUUCAUCAAAAAGACCUACUGAAUUAUUGAUUUAUUAAUGUGAACUACAACUCAAUCAAUAUUUUAUAUAUAACAAAUGUAUUAACGUUUAUUUCAGUAUCUAUCUAUCUACAUUAACAAUUGAAAAGAAUGGUCUCCAACGAUGAUCAAUAUUCUAAUUGUACAUCUCCAACUUUAAAUAAAACAAAUUAUAUAUCACAUUUUAAUCGAUUAAAUUUACAUGGAGAUAAUAAAUCUAAUACACCAUGGAUACGUGGAGAAGUUAUUCAUGAGGGAAAUAUUGAACAAUAUCAAUUAAAUUUAGAUAAUAAUAAUUAUAAAAUGAAACAUUUAACUAAAAUCAAUAAUCAUGAUAUAAAUCAUAAUGAUAAUUGGAAUAAAGUUAAAACAUCAUCGCCGUCGCCAUCGUCAUCCUCAUCGUCGCCGUCUUCGUCGUCGCCGUCGUCGUCGUCGCCGUCGUCGUCGUCCUCAUCAUCAUCAUCACCAUCAACAGAUUCUGAUUUUGUAUCAAAUGAUAUUAGUCAAUCAUUAUCAUCAUCAUCAUCAUCAUCAUCAUCAUCAUCACCAUCAAAUUCAUCACCGACGUCGUCGUCGCCGUCAACAACAUCAUCAUCAUCAUCCAAUGAUGAAUAUAAACAAUUACAACGAAAAAGUAAAAGUUCAUUGAAUUUAUCAAUUUCAUCUAUGAUUAUAUAUGAUACAUAUAAGAAUGAAGAUGAUAUAAAUGUUAAUCAUCAUAUGAAUGAUAAUAUACAAAAACAAAAUGAAUCCAUAGAAUAUAAUAAUGAUCAUAAUAAUAAUCAGAAAGAAGGUAAAUCUGGAAAUAUGAAUGACUAUCUUACUCUUGUUUGGGAUGAUCUACCUGAAACAUAA
Molecule: messenger RNA, 1088 nt
Organism: Schistosoma spindalis
Lineage: Eukaryota; Metazoa; Platyhelminthes; Trematoda; Strigeidida; Schistosomatidae
Source: the annotation of a GenBank genome assembly